Molecule: messenger RNA, 921 nt
Organism: Arachis stenosperma
Lineage: Eukaryota; Viridiplantae; Streptophyta; Magnoliopsida; Fabales; Fabaceae
Exons: 2
Coding region: 1-921 (306 amino acids)
Source: RefSeq, a predicted model, not a curated record
AUGGCUAGUGAGGAGAGUUUUGUUGUUUUGGUGCACCACAGAGGAUCUGUUAAUAGAAAAACUCGUUCCGGAGUAAAGUUCACAGAUAAGAAUCCUCUAUGUAUUGUCAUAACAUCUACGACGAGUUACGAUGACCUUGUUAGCGCUGUACUAAUGAAGCUUGGUCUGGAGGGUGCGAAGCGGGUAAAGAAGUUUUUCUAUCGCAUUCCAGUCACGGUGCUACAGAAUACGGUGAAGUAUGAUUGCUUCACGAUUAAUAAUGAUGCGGACUUGCAAGUAAUGUUUCUCUGUCGGCGGCAGUUUCCGGAGGUGAGGACACCGGAGUUGUUGGCCCGGCUGGUUGAUGUUGUAUCCAGCUCCGGCGGUUCGAACAGGAAUACGAACACUAUAGCGAAUGCAGCAGGUUCUAGUUCCCGGCCUGCCGUUGCUUCCUCGUCCGUCCCUGUGUACGAACCAGUGGUCCAACAUGUCGCCUCCCCAUCUUUCGCUGUUGACCUCAAUGCCACCGAAGGCGACGAGGAGACGGUUUUUUUGGACGAUGAAGACGAGGAUGACGUCGAGCCGGAUAUGAUUGACGAUGAUAGCGCUGAUGAUAUUGGAGCGACUGGGCCUGCAUUGGAGGUAGGUGGUUCUAGCUCUGGCACACAGCAGUAUCCACCACAUUUUUCCUCAUUGGACUUGGACGCCAUGAGACAUGAGGGGGUUUUAGGGCACGCUGUUGGAUUCGGAGCUAGAGAUGCGGAAGGGAGUACUGGUCUGACAGAGUUCCAGGUUGGUCAGCAAUUCCAGGAUAAAGAUGAGGCCCUUUUAAGUGUGAGACUUACAGCAUCCGGCGAGGGGUACAGUACAAGGUGGUGGAGUCCGAUCACCGCCGGUAUGUGGGCAAGUGUUCCGAGUUUGGGAAUGGGUGCACAUGGUUGA